Molecule: messenger RNA, 450 nt
Organism: Micromonas commoda
Lineage: Eukaryota; Viridiplantae; Chlorophyta; Mamiellophyceae; Mamiellales; Mamiellaceae
Gene: RPL37E
Product: ribosomal protein L37e
Exons: 4
Coding region: 59-349 (96 amino acids)
Biological process (GO): translation
Cellular component (GO): cytosolic large ribosomal subunit; ribosome
Molecular function (GO): RNA binding; structural constituent of ribosome
Source: RefSeq, a predicted model, not a curated record
CUACGCGUCGUUGAUAGCCCAUCUUUAACGCGUUCGUCUGCGUCGUUAACGUGUCAGCAUGGGUAAGAUUGGAAAGGGUACAGGAUCGUUCGGCAAGCGUCAUAACAAGAGCCACACGCUGUGCAGGCGGUGUGGUCGACGCUCUUACCACAUCCAGAAGUCCACCUGCGGCGCGUGCGGUUACCCCUCCGCCCGCAAGCGCAACUACAACUGGUCCGUGAAGGCGAUCGGCCGCCGCACCACCGGCACCGGCCGCAUGAGGUACCUCAAGCACCUCCCCCGCCGCUUCAAGAACGGCUUCCGCGAGGGCACCCAGGCUGUGUCCAAGAAGCGUGCUGCCUCCGAGUAAAUCCGUGAUGCGGGUUUAGGGCGAUCGCGUGGUGGCUACUUCGCGUUAGCUUAGGGGUAGAUUGUUACACAAGGAACUCGUUCCAGUCAAGUGAAAAAAAA